CCAACAGAGAUAAAAAGAUUCUUGGUGACUACAGAUUGUCAGAGGUUAGACAUUUCAUCCAGAUCAUUUCUUCUUUCUAUUGGGAGUAGACAAUAAAAAGCUGCAACCAUGAGCAGAGAUUCUGAAAUGGAAGUUUUUGGGGUGGCUGCCCCUUUCCUACGAAAAUCCGAAAAGGAACGGAUAGAAGCUCAAAACCAGCCAUUUGAUGCUAAGACAUACUGUUAUGUGGCUGAACCCAAAGAGGAAUAUGCCAAAGGAAAAAUCAAGGGUACCGAAGGUGGCAAGACAACUGUUGAAACAGAUGAUGGCAGGACACUGACAGCGAAGUCAGAAGAUGUGUAUGCCAUGAAUCCACCUAAAUUUGACAGAAUUGAGGACAUGGCAAUGCUGACACAUUUGCAUGAACCUGCAGUUUUGUACAAUCUCAAAGACCGCUACAGUUCCUGGAUGAUCUAUACUUACUCAGGCCUCUUCUGUGUUACUAUCAAUCCAUACAAAUGGCUGCCUGUGUACAAUCCAGAGGUGGUGGCUGGCUACCGGGGCAAAAAGCGUUCAGAGGCACCUCCCCAUAUCUUCUCCAUCUCUGACAAUGCCUAUCAAUUCAUGUUAACCGAUCGUGAAAACCAGUCUAUUUUAAUCACUGGAGAAUCUGGUGCUGGAAAGACGGUGAACACCAAGCGGGUCAUUCAGUAUUUUGCAACAAUUGCAGCUGGGGAAGGAUCCAAGAAAAAGGAGUCCCAGUCGAAGAUGAAGGGGACACUGGAAGAUCAAAUCAUCAGUGCUAACCCUUUAUUGGAAGCAUUUGGGAAUGCCAAGACUGUGAGAAAUGACAACUCCUCUCGCUUUGGCAAGUUCAUUCGAAUUCAUUUUGGUGCCACUGGAAAGCUGGCUUCUGCAGAUAUUGAGACCUAUCUGCUGGAAAAGUCAAGAGUAACUUUUCAGCUCAAAGCUGAAAGAAGUUACCACAUUUUCUAUCAGAUUCUGUCCAACAAGAAGCCAGAACUGAUUGAAAUGCUUCUCAUUACAACCAACCCUUAUGACUACCCAUUUAUAAGUCAAGGGGAGAUCUCAGUGCAAAGCAUUGAUGACCAAGAGGAGCUAAUAGCAACCGAUACAGCUAUAGAUAUCCUGGGCUUCACUGCUGACGAGAAGGUUGGAAUCUACAAACUGACAGGGGCAGUGAUGCAUUAUGGGAACAUGAAGUUUAAACAGAAACCACGAGAGGAGCAGGCAGAGCCAGAUGGCACAGAAGAGGCUGACAAGGCAGCUUAUCUAAUGGGUCUGAAUUCUGCUGAUUUGUUGAAAGCCCUGUGCUUUCCCCGAGUGAAGGUGGGAAAUGAAUAUGUGACCAAAGGUCAAACUGUAGACCAGGUACAUCAUGCUGUCAAUGCCCUUUCCAAAUCGGUCUAUGAAAAGCUGUUUUUCUGGAUGGUAGCCCGCAUCAAUCAACAACUGGACACGAGGUUGCCUAGACAACAUUUCAUCGGGGUCUUAGAUAUUGCAGGCUUUGAAAUCUUUGAGUACAAUAGCUUGGAGCAGCUGUGCAUCAACUUCACCAAUGAGAAACUGCAACAGUUUUUCAACCACCACAUGUUUGUGCUGGAGCAAGAGGAGUACAAGAAGGAAGGAAUUGAAUGGACUUUCAUUGACUUUGGAAUGGAUCUAGCAGCCUGCAUUGAGCUUAUUGAGAAGCCAAUGGGCAUCUUUUCCAUCCUGGAAGAGGAGUGUAUGUUUCCUAAGGCAACUGACACGUCCUUCAAGAACAAACUGUAUGACCAGCAUCUUGGAAAAUCUGCCAAUUUCCAGAAGCCAAAACCUGCCAAAGGCAAGGCUGAAGCUCAUUUCUCCUUAGUCCACUACGCAGGAGUUGUGGACUAUAAUAUCACUGGCUGGCUGGAGAAGAACAAGGAUCCCUUGAAUGAAACAGUUGUGGCACUCUAUCAGAAGUCAUCAAUCAAGAUUUUGGCUAAUCUUUAUGCUACCUUUGCUUCUCUGGAUGAUGGUGAAUCAGGUGGAACGAAGAAGAAAGGCGCCAAGAAGAAAGGGUCUUCUUUCCAAACGGUGUCUGCCCUCUUCAGGGAAAACUUAAACAAACUGAUGUCCAACUUGCGGACAACCCAUCCACAUUUUGUGCGCUGCAUCAUCCCCAAUGAAACCAAAACCCCAGGUGCCAUGGACCACAAGCUUGUCCUGCAUCAGCUGAGGUGCAAUGGAGUCCUUGAAGGCAUUCGGAUCUGCAGGAAAGGCUUCCCAAACAGAAUCCUGUAUGGGGAUUUCAAACAAAGGUACCGGGUGCUGAAUGCCAGUGCUAUCCCAGAGGGCCAAUUUAUGGACAGCAAGAAAGCCUGUGAAAAACUGCUGGGAUCCAUUGAUAUUGACCAUACUCAGUACAAAUUUGGACACACCAAAGUCUUCUUCAAGGCUGGGCUGCUGGGCCUUUUGGAAGAGAUGAGAGACGAUCGUCUAGCUUUGCUCAUCACUCGUACACAGGCUGUGUGCAGAGGGUACCUCAUGAGAAUGGAAUACCAAAAAAUGGUAGAGAGAAGGGAAGCAAUCUUCACAAUUCAGUACAACAUUCGCUCAUUUAUGAAUGUCAAGCAUUGGCCAUGGAUGAAGUUGUACUUCAAGAUCAAACCACUGUUAAGGAGUGCAGAGGCAGAGAAGGAGAUGGCUAACAUGAAGAUAGAAUUUGAGAAAACCAAGGAGGAGCUUGCUAAAUCUGAGGCCAAAAGGAAAGAACUAGAGGAGAAAAUGGUGUCCUUGCUGCAAGAGAAAAAUGACCUGCAGCUUCAAGUGCAAUCUGAAAGUGAAAAUUUGGCAGAUGCUGAGGAGAGAUGUGACCAGCUGAUCAAAACCAAAAUCCAGCUGGAAGCCAAAAUUAAGGAGCUGACUGAACGAGCUGAAGAUGAAGAGGAGAUGAAUGCUGAGUUGACAGCCAAGAAGAGGAAGCUGGAAGAUGAAUGCUCAGAGCUAAAGAAAGACAUUGAUGAUCUUGAGUUAACACUGGCCAAGGUUGAAAAGGAAAAGCAUGCCACUGAGAAUAAGGUUAAAAACCUAACAGAAGAGAUGGCAGUUUUGGAUGAAGCUAUUGUGAAGUUAACGAAGGAGAAGAAAGCCCUCCAAGAGGCUCAUCAACAAGCUCUAGAUGACUUACAGGCAGAGGAGGACAAAGUCAACACACUCACCAAAGCCAAAAUCAAAUUGGAACAGCAAGUGGACGAUCUGGAAGGCUCUUUGGAACAGGAGAAGAAAAUCCGCAUGGAUCUGGAAAGAGCCAAGAGGAAGUUAGAAGGGGACUUGAAACUUGCCCAGGAAUCCAUAAUGGAUCUAGAAAAUGAUAAACAGCAACUGGAUGAAAAACUGAAGAAGAAGGACUUUGAGUACAGUCAGCUACAAAGCAAAAUUGAAGAUGAACAAAAUUUGGGCAUCCAACUACAGAAGAAGAUCAAAGAACUGCAGGCUCGCAUUGAGGAACUGGAAGAAGAGAUUGAAUCUGAGAGAGCGACUCGGGCAAAGGCAGAGAAGCAGCGGGCAGAUUUGGCCCGUGAACUGGAAGAGAUCAGCGAGAGGCUUGAAGAGGCUGGAGGGGCUACCUCUGCCCAGGUAGAAAUCAAUAAGAAGCGGGAGGCAGAAUUUCAGAAAAUGAGGCGUGAUCUGGAAGAGUCUGCCCUACAGCAUGAAGCCACAGUAGCAGCUCUCCGAAAGAAGCAUGCUGACAGCACUGCUGAGCUUGGGGAGCAAAUUGAUAACCUGCAGCGUGUCAAACAGAAACUAGAGAAGGAAAAAAGCGAGUUGAAGAUGGAGAUUGAUGACCUGGCCAGUAACUUGGAGUCUGUUUCAAAGUCAAAGGCUAAUCUAGAGAAAAUGUGCCGUACAUUAGAGGAUCAGCUCAGUGAACUGAAGGCCAAGUCUGAGGAAAAUCAGAGGACAGUGAAUGAUCUAACCAUGCAUAAAGCUCGUCUGCAGACUGAAACAGGUGAACUGGCAAGACAACUUGAGGAAAAAGAGAGCAUAAUCUCACAGCUUUCCAGAAGCAAGCAAGCAUUUUCCCAGCAAAUAGAAGAACUGAAGAGACAGCUAGAGGAAGAGACCAAGGCUAAGAAUGCAUUGGCUCAUGCCUUACAAUCGGCUCGCCAUGACUGUGACUUGCUCCGGGAACAAUAUGAAGAGGAACAAGAAGCCAAGAGUGAACUCCAACGUGCCCUGUCCAAGGCCAAUAGUGAAGUGGCCCAGUGGAGAACCAAAUAUGAGACAGAUGCCAUUCAACGCACAGAAGAGCUAGAAGAGGCCAAGAAAAAACUUGCCCAGAGGCUUCAAGAAGCUGAGGAGCAAGUAGAAGCUGUGAACUCCAAAUGUGCUUCCCUGGAAAAAACAAAACAGAGGUUGCUAGGCGAAGUGGAGGACAUGAUGGUGGAUGUUGAGAGAGCAAAUGCACAAGCAGCUGCUUUGGAUAAGAAGCAAAGGAAUUUUGAUAAGAUUCUGGCAGAAUGGAAGUCAAAAUAUGAAGAGAGCCAGUCCGAACUGGAAGGGUCCUUAAAAGAAGCCCGUUCCUUGAGCACUGAACUCUUCAAAAUGAAGAAUGCUUAUGAGGAAACGCUGGAUCAGCUGGAAACAAUCAAGCGAGAAAACAAGAAUUUACAGCAAGAAAUAGCUGAUCUUACAGAGCAAAUUGCUGAAAAUGGCAAAACAAUCCAUGAACUCGAGAAGGCCAAGAAGCAGAUAGAAGUGGAGAAAUCUGACAUGCAGAUGGCUCUAGAGGAAGCAGAGGCAGCUCUUGAACACGAGGAGGCCAAAAUACUCCGCAUUCAGCUUGAGCUGACCCAGGUGAAAUCUGAAAUUGAUAGAAAGAUUGCUGAGAAAGAUGAAGAAAUCGACCAGUUAAAGAGGAACCACCAGAGAACUGUGGACACAAUGCAAAGUGCUCUGGAUGCAGAAAUACGGAGCAGGAAUGAAGCUAUGCGGAUUAAGAAGAAGAUGGAAGGGGAUCUGAAUGAAAUGGAAGUUCAGCUGAGCCAUGCCAACCGCCUAGCAGCUGAGACGCAGAAACACCUCAGGAAUGUCCAGGGGCAGCUCAAGGAUACUCAGCUGCAUCUGGAUGAUGCCCUCCGAGGUCAAGAAGAUCUGAAAGAGCAAUUGGCCAUGGUUGAACGAAGGGCUAACUUGAUGCAAGCUGAAAUUGAGGAGCUCAGGGCAGCUCUGGAACAGACAGAAAGGGGCAGGAAAAUAGCUGAACAAGAACUCCUGGAUGCCACUGAGCGUGUGCAACUCCUACACACACAGAACACCAGCCUGAUUAACACAAAGAAGAAGCUGGAAACUGAUAUUUCCCAACUUCAAAGUGAAGUAGAAGAUGCCAUUAAAGAGGCCAGGAAUGCAGAAGAUAAGGCCAAGAAGGCAAUUACAGAUGCAGCCAUGAUGGCAGAAGAGCUUAAGAAAGAGCAAGAUACCAGCGCCCAUCUGGAAAGAAUGAAAAAGAAUCUGGAUCAAACAGUGAAGGAUUUGCAGCUUCGCCUGGAUGAGGCAGAACAGCUUGCCUUAAAAGGAGGAAAGAAACAGAUCCAGAAAAUGGAGGCCAGGAUCCGAGAGCUGGAGUCUGAACUUGAGGGAGAGCAGAAGCGAGCUACAGAAGCCAUCAAAGGUAUUCGCAAGUAUGAACGGCGAAUCAAAGAAAUGACUUUCCAGGGUGAAGAGGACAGAAAGAAUGUGAUCAGGCUACAGGAUUUGGUGGAUAAACUUCAACUGAAAGUCAAAUCUUACAAGAGACAAGCAGAGGAAGCCGAUGAACAAUCCAAUGUCCAUCUGUCCAAAUUCAGAAAAGCACAACACGAGCUGGAAGAGGCUGAGGAGAGGGCUGAUAUUGCUGAGUCUCAGGUCAACAAGCUCCGAGCAAAGACCAGAGAGGUUUCUACCACAAAAGUGGUGAUAGAAAGUGAAGAAUGAAUCUACUGCGGUAUCAAACCUGGGAAUGUAUGCAAAAUGUAUAUGUCCCCUGAUUUUUUUGAAUGCUAUCGUAGUCCUGUAGUCUUUCCUUACUGAUUCCAGUAGAAAAUAAAUUGUGCUUUGCUUAAAAA
Molecule: messenger RNA, 6071 nt
Organism: Heteronotia binoei (common prickly gecko)
Lineage: Eukaryota; Metazoa; Chordata; Lepidosauria; Squamata; Gekkonidae
Product: myosin-3
Exons: 41
Coding region: 109-5940 (1943 amino acids)
Cellular component (GO): myosin complex
Molecular function (GO): ATP binding; actin filament binding; cytoskeletal motor activity
Source: RefSeq, a predicted model, not a curated record